AGAGCAGCAGCUCCUGCGCACCAUCCGCCGCCGCCACCCUCCGGAGGCAGAGAGCAGCUGCUGGCCGCCUUCCAGGCUCUCUGAGCGGCCACACCGUGCUGCUUUCCUCCGCUCAUCCCCGCUGAACACACCGGGAUCUCCGCUCGUUCCUGCCGCCGCCUUUAUUUGGACCCCGUCAUGUCGUCCUGGGAUGGCUGACACCGCCGACUGGAUCUGAACCGCUUCGGAACCGGAGCUGCUGGACUCCUCCAGCGACUCAUCCGCCCCCACGCUGACCGACGGAGGACGAUGGAGGCCGGGCUGAGGUGAACGGAGUCCCCGCUGACCGUCCAGAACCUCUACUGGAUCUCUGUUCUGAGGCCAUCUCUCAUCUCCAGCUAUGACUCCUCCGGCUGACCUCCGACCUUUGCCCGGUCUGCUGGUCUCCGCCGUCGCGCUCCUGAUGGUGGCGAUGUCACUUCCUGCUUCGGCUCUGGAACCGAAGAAGUGUUCCUACAGGCAGUAUCAGGGCGCCGCCGUCAACGUCAGGCUGGCUCUGAACAGAGAGGCGAUAACCAUGACGACCCGCACCAACCAAUCACAGGAGUGUUUCCAGGCCUGCUGCACCAAGGAGGUCCGAACAGGUUCUUGGUGCAACAUGGCCACGUUCAAAGCUAACAAGCGGGCCAAUGAAGAUAACUGCUUCCUGUUCCACUGUCCCACUGAGUUGGACUGUCCUCUGAUGGAGGUUCCUGAAGACACCAACACCUACAACAUCUACAAAGGAUUAGGUCAUCCACCCACUCGGAGACCUGAGACCAUGACAACCACUGUACAGACUACCACCAGCACCACCACCACCACAUCAGCACCAACUACACCAACAACAACCCAACCCACCAGCACAACCAGCACACCAACCACCGCACCACCACUGCCCUCCACUACAGAACCUCCCCCACCCAUCAUCAUCAUUGCCACAGCGCCUCCAGGCACUCCACCAACCACCACUACUACUACAGCCCCAAGAACCACUAUGGGACCUUCUCCUGUCUUCACCUCCAGAAAACCCAACAAAACCACCAAGAAGCAAAACAAAACCACCAAGAAAGGAAAAUCUCAUCUAUCCAUCACCACCACCACCACCCUAGCAGCUUUGAGCUCCACGACCUCACAUCUCGCUCAAACAGAAAGCAAGAAGGUGGAGCAUGAAAUUAUUAGCUUUCCAGAAACUACAACCUCAGCUACAGUCACCACUGUGUCCCCAACCACCAAGACCACCAGUACAACCAUUGCUACCACUACUGCAGCCACCUUCCCCAUGACCAGUCACACUGUUUCUACAACCAGGAGACCAACUACAACUACAAGUCCAACUACAACCACGAGUCCAACUACAACUACAAGUCCAACUACAACUACGAGUCCAACUACAACCACCACUACCACUACAACCACCAUGACUUCCACAUCUCCCACAACCACUCAACGUACCACCAGCAUCUCCACCACCGAACCAACCACCACCGCGACGGCUCAACCCCCGAGUCUGAUCAUCAUUCCCAAAGACACCCUUCAGUCUCACCCAAACUUUCAGCCUGGUCACGCUAAUCUGAACUCCAGCUCCAGUCAGGGGAAGGUGGUAGCGGAGCAGGGGGUAUUGAAGGGUGGUGUGGUGGCCUUCAUGGUUUUGGGACUGGCAGUGCUCACGCUGGCCCUGGCUGUGGGUGGCCGGAAGGCAAUGGAGUCCUUUGACCGGCGACAUUACACCAGACUGGAGCUCAACGACCUUCACUAUGAGAUUUAAGUGGGAAAAUCCACCAUGCCUGCUUUAUUUAAGGUUGUUUAAGUUCUUAACUGCACGUCUCUGGAUUGUCUCCUCACGCCUUUUUUUUUACAAAGGCUGUGGAGAAUCCUGCUCUUUGAUUGGUUAGACUUGGUUUGUUUGCCUUUAAAGUCCUCUAGAAGCAGUUUAUGGAGCAUGAUUCACUUCUGUUUGUUUAAAUAAGGUACCACUCACACUUUUUUUAUUUGUUAGGUCCCGUGACCUGCUAAACGUGAAGGUGCGUUCCCAUUAGCGUGACAAAAAAAUGUGCCACUUUUGCUUGCUGUCCCUCGCCUGACAUUAUCGCCGGCCAUUCGCUCAGUUGGCAACAGCAAAUGCACAGCUGGCAACAAGCCAGAAAUUCAAUGGUACAACAGCGCCAUCUUGUGACGCUUUCACUUAACUGCCACUCCAGCCUCACUCACGCUUCACCAGGCUUGGUCCAUUCUGGAUUUGUCUCAGUAGUAAUAACUGGUUGAGACCACAAACCGCCACUAUCAGCUUAUCUUCCAUGUUGAAUGAAAACUACUUUGUCUUCGCUGCAGUGCUUCACCCCACAUCACAGCCACAUCCGGUUCCUUAUUGGCUGUUGCGGUGUGACAAGACACAAAAUUUUAUCUUUUUCAACUCCAACAACUGUAGCUUUGAAUCCAUUGCAGGUGUUGUGUCGCUCUGGCUUCACUUUAAUUGCAUGUUUUACGUCGCUAGAAUUCCCUCGGAGGCUUUGCAUAGUGUCGCUUUGCGUCACACCGCUCCUAUGUGGCACCUGUGCGUAGGGAUAUCAUGUAAAUCUGUCGCUUGGCCUUCACGUUCAAUGUGAACGCACCUUAACGCCAACGGACUGUCAAAGAAUUUCAUUGGACACAGAGUAGACAAGAAGUUAUCAGAUUCUAGGAAGAAUGGAUGCAGAAAAUCAGUUAAGUCAUUUUUAAUGAUUUUAAAGAUUGUUCUGUUAAGAUCUGAUUUAAUGAGGACUUUAAACACAAACAUAAUGCUCUAAUCUAUGAUCAGUUUAUUGAUUUGACCUUGCAGUUAUAACAAUGAACACAAAGUGUCGUCUUUCUUUCUGUUAAUUCAAUUUAUUAACAGUUACUGUUUUUAACUCCAAGCUGUCAGUGUGGAGUUAAUUUAAGAUUAUUCAUGUUAAACUGAAAAUAUUUUAAUUUCUGAGCAAAGUAUCUUAAAAUAUUGACACAUUUUAAAUUUAUGUACAAAUAUGUGGUAAUUUCUGAUAAGGAACCAAAACUGUGAAAGGUUUUCCAAACAUCAAACCAGUGAAGACUUCUUGAACUAUAUUUAGGUGAUUUUAAUCCUAAACUAAUAGGAAUUGGUUUAUUUAUUUAUUGAUAAUAAAUCCACUGAUAAAACAAGUUCAGCCUCCAGAGGGAAGGGUCUGAUUUGAAUUCAGACCAGGGACGGGGAUGGAAAUGGUUUGAUUUAUAAGAUGCUGCCUGCACUACAGUGAGCCCCUUACAGCGCUCAACUUUGCUGCUAACAGCGCCACAGUUAUCUGCUAACAGCGUUAAGCUAUGCUGCUAAUAGCACCACAGUUAGCUGCUAACAGCGCCACAGUUAGCUGCUAACACCGCCACAGUUAGCCGCUAACAGUGUUAAGCUAUGCUGCUAAUAGCACCACAGUUAUCUGCUAACAGCGUUAAGCUAUGCUGCUAAUAGCACCACAGUGAGCCCCUAACAACGCUAAACUUCGCUGCAAAUAGCACCACAGUUAGCUGCUAAUAGCACCACAGUUAGCUGCUAACAGUGCCACAGUUAUCUGCUAACAGUGUUAAGCUAUGCUGCUAAUAGCACCACAGUUAGCUGCUAAUAGCACCACAGUUAGCUGCUAACAGCUCCACAGUUAGCUGCUAACAGCGUUAAGCUAUGCUGCUAAUAGCACCACAGUUAUUUGCUAACAGGACUAAACUUUGCUGUUAUAAACACUACAGUUAUCUGCUAACAGCGGAAAAGUUAGCUGCUAACAGCGUUAAGCUAUGCUGCUAAUAGCACCACAGUUAGCUGCUAAUAACACUACAGUUAUCUGCUAACAGCGGAAAAGUUAGCUAGUGCAUCAGAGGUUGUUAGUGCUAUUUCAUAUUUUUUUCCAGUCCAGGCCG
This is a messenger RNA of Fundulus heteroclitus (mummichog), 3918 nucleotides long. It is a transcript of the gene mansc1, whose product is annotated as MANSC domain containing 1. Bases 380 to 1786 code for a protein of 468 amino acids. Lineage: Eukaryota; Metazoa; Chordata; Actinopteri; Cyprinodontiformes; Fundulidae. The record is from RefSeq and is a predicted model, not a curated record. The transcript has 4 exons.